Hevea brasiliensis (rubber tree) is the source of this 2926-nucleotide messenger RNA. RefSeq names its product putative DNA (cytosine-5)-methyltransferase CMT1. The record is from RefSeq and is a predicted model, not a curated record. The transcript has 21 exons. NCBI's taxonomy places the organism in Eukaryota, Viridiplantae, Streptophyta, Magnoliopsida, Malpighiales, Euphorbiaceae. Gene Ontology annotation, molecular function: chromatin binding; methyltransferase activity. Bases 137 to 2692 code for a protein of 851 amino acids. Gene Ontology annotation, cellular component: nucleus.
ACAUGGAAAAUCGAAGUUCCCGCCCACUUCGAAAUUUAAAUUCACUUUCCCAUUUUCUGAUCGUUGAAUAAACGUCAGUAUCUCUCGACUCUUCUUCUUCCCCUCUACUCUCUCUUCUUGCUUGACACCACUGAAGAUGGGCAAACCCCGAAAACGGGAGAUCCAAGAGACCGAAGACGACCCGUUUCCCUCUCAGGAAGAGGACCCGAUUACUCUGUUGUCCUCGAGAGCUAAAAAAACGAAAAAAGCCAAGCUUGAUUCUGAGUUGUCCCUCGUCGGAAACCCCAUUCCGGCUGCCGAAGCCCGCAAGAAAUGGCCCCUCCGCUACAAAUCCCAGAAUAAAGUGAAGAAAGGGGCCGUCCCAGAGAGUGCUAAUGGGGCAUCGGGAGAAGAGGAAGAUGUAUUGCAAGCGAAAUGUCACUAUACACAAGCAAUGGUUGAUAAUGUUUUAUAUAAACUUGGAGACGAUGCCUAUGUCAAAGCUGACGAUGGAAGUCCCGAUUACAUUGCUAGAAUUGUGGAGUUGUUUGAAACCAUUGAAGGAGAACCGUACUUUACUGCUCAAUGGUUUUAUAGAACUGAAGACACUGUUAUUAAGGACCAUGCACAAUCUACAGAGAGCAGACGCGUGUUUCUUUCAGAAAUUAAAGAUGACAAUCCGUUGAAUUGCAUUGUCUCCAAAAUAAAAAUUGCCCUAGUUGCACCAAAUAUGGAUUUAGCAGCAAAGGAGAGAAAAAUUCCACCUUGUGACCUGUAUUAUGAUAUGAAAUAUACAUUACCUUUUUUGACUUUUCAAACAAUAAAGUCAGAUAAUUCUAUAAGAGAUAGUGGUUCAUCAUCAACUAUAUCAAGUGAGAGUGAUUCAAACAAUAGUAUUGAUGAUGUUAAUGAUGCCAUUGGAAAACCUUCAAAAGCUCAUAGGUGUGAGAAGUCAGAGAUGCAUUUGUUGGACCUGUACUCUGGUUGUGGUGCCAUGUCAACUGGCCUUUGUAUGGGUGCUUCUUUGUCUAGUGUGAAAUUAGUGACUAAGUGGGCUGUUGACAUCAACCCUAAUGCAUGCAAGAGUUUGAAAAUAAACCACCCUGAAACUGAGGUGAGAAAUGAGGCAGCAGAAGAUUUUUUAUCUCUAUUGAAGGAAUGGGAAAAGUUAUGCAGGAAUUUCUCAUUAUUUGCAUCAGAAAGACACCCAGAACAAAGUUCUAAUUCUGUAAGUGAUAAUGAAGAAGAUGAAGACGAAGAAGACCAGGAUAAUUAUGGUACUGAUGAAGGGUCUGAAAUUCUCUCUGAAGAAUUUGAAGUGGAAAAGCUACUAGCUAUUUGUUAUGGUGAUCCUAACAAAACCAAGACACGUGGGCUAUUUUUUAAGGUACGUUGGAAGGGUUAUGGUCCAAGUGAGGACACUUGGGAGCCUAUUGAGGGCUUAAGUAAAUGCAAGGACAAACUUCAGGAGUUUGUGACAAAAGGUUAUCGGUCAAAUAUCUUGCCUCUUCCUGGCAAUGCUGAUUUAAUAUGUGGAGGCCCCCCAUGUCAGGGAAUUAGUGGCUUUAAUCGAUUUAGAAACACGAAAGCUCCCUUGGAUGAUCCCAAGAACCAUCAAUUGGUGGUUUUCAUGGACAUUGUUGAGUAUUUAAAGCCAAAGUAUGUUCUCAUGGAAAAUGUUGUGGAUAUUUUGAGGUUUGCUAGUGGCUUCUUGGGGCGUUAUGCCCUUGGUCGUCUAAUUUCUAUGAACUAUCAAGCCCGACUAGGAAUAAUGGCUGCUGGAUCAUAUGGUCUGCCGCAAUUUCGAAUGCGAGUCUUCUUGUGGGGUUCUCAUCCAUUGGAGAGCUUGCCCCAAUAUCCAUUGCCAACACAUGAAGUUGUUGCAAGAGGGGGCAUCCCAAAUGAAUUUGAGGAAAUUGCUGUUGCCUAUGACAAAAAUCUUCCUUGUCAAUUGGAAAAGGCUCUCUUUCUUGGAGAUGCAAUAUCAGAUCUCCCACCAGUCACGAAUGAUGAGAGUCGGGAUGAAAGAAGGUAUGGGACAACUUCUCGAAUGGGCUUUCAAAGAUAUAUUCGAUUGAAAAGAGAUGAUGUAGUAGGUUAUACAGCUGCAGCUGCUAAAAAUGCAUCCCGUCCUCGCAUGUUGUAUGAUCACCGACCUCUAAAGUUGAACAGUGAUGAUUAUGAACGUGUGUGCUGCAUUCCCAAGAAGAAGGGUGCAAAUUUUAGGGAUCUACCUGGUGUGUCGGUUGGUCCAGAUAACAAGGUAGAAUGGGACCAAUCAAUGGAAAGAGUGAUGCUUCCAUCUGGCAAACCCUUGGUCCCUGAUUAUGCAAUGAAGUUUGUUCGUGGGACAUCUACAAAGCCAUUUGGUCGUUUGUGGUGGGAUGAAAUUGUUGCAACUGUUGUCACAAGGGCUGAACCUCACAAUCAGGCUGUCCUUCAUCCCGUACAAGAUCGAGUGCUCACAAUCCGUGAAAAUGCAAGAUUACAAGGGUUCCCUGAUUGCUAUCAGCUGUAUGGUCCUAUAAAGGAGAGGUACAUACAAGUUGGCAAUGCUGUAGCUGUUCCUGUUGCCAUCGCAUUGGGAUACAGUUUUGGAAUGGCGUGCCAAGGAUUUUCAGAUGACAAGCCUUUGACUACCUUACCUUUUAAGUUCCCCAAUUGCCUUGAGAGAUCAUCAUCAACACAUAUGGAAGAAGACGAUUCCGAUUGACUUGUAAGGAAAUUCAAACUUACAAUUUUAUAUAUCAUUCUUGCCAUUGUUGCCGCUGGCACAUUUCACUUUGUAAGAAAUCUCAAGUUAUUUGCGGCAAUUCGAGAAAUGCCAACCUAGGUGGCCUUUCUAAUUUUUAAGAGCGUCAGGAAAGCAAUGUCUUAAAAAUUAACUUUGUUUUUCUCCUAAUGUGACCUUUGACCUCAAUUCUGUGUCUCUGACAGUGUUGUUUCA